Molecule: messenger RNA, 442 nt
Organism: Cuscuta europaea
Lineage: Eukaryota; Viridiplantae; Streptophyta; Magnoliopsida; Solanales; Convolvulaceae
Source: the annotation of a GenBank genome assembly
GAAAGAACAAAGAUUGUUGGUCGAAGCAGACAAAGGACAAUAACGCAAGCACUGGCAGAUGGAAUUGUAGUUUUUUGUCCUUAGAGUCUUCACGUGAAAGUUUGGUAUGAGUGAGUACGUGAAUUUGUUAAUUCACCAUGGUGGAAAGUGGGACAGUCCAAAAGAAAAGAAAAAGUAUGUGGGAGGCCAUGUUUUGAAAAAAGAUAAAGUUGACAUUGACUAUGUGAGCAAGUUCGAAUUGGAGGGAUAUGCAGCAGAUUUGGGUUAUACAAAUGGGGUAAAAAUGUGGUUUAGAAGAUUCUCAAUUAGGGAGUUGUGUGGACCAGUCAACUUGCAAGAGAUAGUGUGUGAUAAAGAUGUUCAAGACAUGUUGGUGUGUAACAUAAUGGACCCACACAUUGAGUUGUAUUUUGUUGCAAACACAAGUAAAAAACGGGUGGUU